This is a messenger RNA of Ochotona curzoniae (black-lipped pika), 1386 nucleotides long. RefSeq names its product chromobox 8 (gene CBX8). The transcript is spliced from 5 exons. Bases 68 to 1168 code for a protein of 366 amino acids. Lineage: Eukaryota; Metazoa; Chordata; Mammalia; Lagomorpha; Ochotonidae. The record is from RefSeq and is a predicted model, not a curated record.
GCUGUCGUGCGCUGGCUGCUGCUUUUCUGCUCCUGGAAGCGGCCGAGGGGGGAAGCGGCGAGUCAACAUGGAGCUCUCGGCGGUGGGGGAGCGGGUGUUCGCGGCCGAAGCCCUCCUCAAGCGGCGCAUCCGGAAAGGACGCAUGGAAUACCUGGUGAAGUGGAAGGGCUGGUCGCAGAAGUACAGCACAUGGGAGCCCGAGGAGAACAUCUUGGAUGCGCGCCUGCUGGCGGCCUUCGAGGAGAGGGAGCGUGAGAUGGAGCUCUAUGGCCCUAGAAAGCGAGGACCCAAACCCAAAACCUUCCUUCUCAAGGCCCAGGCCAAGGCCAAGGCCAAGACUUACGAGUUCAGAAGCGAUUCAGCCAGGGGUAUCCGGAUCCCCUACCCCGGCCGCUCACCCCAGGACCUGGCCUCCACCUCUCGGGCACGCGAAGGCCUUCGGAACAUGGGGCUGUGUCCUGCGGGCAGCAGCAGCAGCACCUGCCGGGCGGAGCCCCCUCGGGACCGCGAGCGGGAACGCGAGCGGGAGAGAGAGCGGGGCGCCAGCCGCAUGGACGACAAGGCCAGCUCUCCGGGGGACAGCUCCAAGAAGCGAGGGCCCAAGCCCCGGAAGGAGCUCCUGGACCCCUCCCAGAGGCCUUUGGGAGAAUCCAGCGACACCCUGGGAGACUACCUGGACGGCCAGAAGCUGGACGAUGGCCCCCCGGGGGCGGGGAACUUCCCUGCGGGCCACAGCGUGAUCCAGCUGGCCCGGAGGCAGGACUCCGACCUUGUGCCCUGCGGGGUGAGCAGCCCCAGCCUGGCCGAGGGCACAGGCAAGCUGGCCGUGGACAACUUCCCUGCCAGGGUCAUCAAGCACAGGGCUGCCUUUCUGGAGACCAAAGGCCCGGCUGCCCUGGACUCCAGCAACCCCAGGGUGCGGCAUAGCUCGGGCACCCCUGGCUCCGUCGGGGGUCUGUAUCGGGACAUGGGGGCGCAGGGAGGAAGGCCCUCCCUCAUUGCCAGGAUCCCCGUGGCCAGAAUCCUGGGAGACCCAGAGGAGGAGUCCUGGAGCCCCCCGCUGACCAACCUGGAGCAGGUGGUCGUCACCGAUGUGACCUCAAACUUUCUGACCGUCACCAUUAAGGAAAGUAACACAGACCAAGGCUUCUUUAAGGAGAAACGGUGAAGGCGCCAGGGAGGUUGACGCCAGGACGAGAGGGCAGGGAGGGAGUGCAGCCUGGGCCUAGAGCCCCCCUGGGAUGGCCCUUCUGGCCCUGCCCCCAGCCCCGCCCCCUCCCUCCUCCGCACCGGUUUUUGUUGAAAAGAUCUCUAGAGCUAUGUUUUCUAUUAGAUGUAAAUAUGUUAUUUAAGAAAAAAUAUCUAAAUAUAUAUAUUUCAACUCUU